AUGAACCGGUUUAGAGGGAGACACACCACCACUGACAAAGAACCGGGUAUUAUCGACAGAGAAGCUGUGCAAACGGUCGUGCAGGAGGUUAUGGAGGACGUGAAGGCUAGGGACGGCGAGAGAUUGAUGCUGGAAAGAGCAGGUGUGAGUGCUCAGGCCGACGCAGAUUGGGCCCUCAAGACUUGGAUUCCUGAAUCACUACGAAAAGACAAUUGGACGCGAUGA
Molecule: messenger RNA, 225 nt
Organism: Aspergillus glaucus CBS 516.65
Lineage: Eukaryota; Fungi; Ascomycota; Eurotiomycetes; Eurotiales; Aspergillaceae
Exons: 2
Coding region: 1-225 (74 amino acids)
Source: RefSeq, a predicted model, not a curated record